Molecule: messenger RNA, 208 nt
Organism: Aplysia californica (California sea hare)
Lineage: Eukaryota; Metazoa; Mollusca; Gastropoda; Aplysiida; Aplysiidae
Product: IgGFc-binding protein-like
Source: RefSeq, a predicted model, not a curated record
GUACCAAUAUCAGGUCCAACAAACCGAUAUCGGUAUUGAGUGGUGGCCGGUUGACUCGUUUCAUGAAUGAUUUCACUAGUGACGGCGUCAUAGAGCAGAUGCCACCCUUAUCCACUUGGGGGAAAGACUUUUUGGCUGUUCUGUCGCCACUGGCAAGUGUUUAUGUCACUAAGUUUAUUCACAUGUUAUGAGUAUCUAUGUUACAAUA